ACUGGAGUGAAACUUUUAUUGAUGUAGUUCUAACCUCCAAACAAUUUUCAGAAUUUUCGCUUGGUUCGAGUUCGAAAAAGAAAUUGAAUUUGAUUAUGUUUCAAUUCGAGAAGAUACCGAAAGUUUAGUCCUUUUGAGAUUUUUUUUUUUUAAAUUGUUUUUUUUUUUAAAAUAUUCGGACAAGAAGUAAACUCUGUGGUAACUUUUUUUUAAAAAAAAAGGAGUUUUGGAAGCAUGUCGGCGAAGGUGGAAGGAUUCUUUCCGUAGUAGAUAGGCCACAGGUGGUUUCAAUCGAACGAGCGGAAUAUCCGAAAAACCCCUUCUCAGCAUUGUUUGUCGUCAAUUCCUUUUCUCAGUCAUCUAUCAAUGGCUUCCCUCCAGAUCAGCGGCGGCUCGGUUAGGUUCGUGGCGGGAUUCAACCGGACCGGCUGCAUCCGUCCGAUCUGUAGCCUCGGUUUCCCUCGUUCCCGGCGGAGAAUCAGCAUCGGACGGCCCUUGUUGCUCCGCUGUUCCACCUUGUCUGGAGAGUCUGAAACUGAUGAGAUCACUGACUCUGACAGAGAUGGCUCCGGCGCUUCCUCUGCCUCUCUUCUCGGCUUUCAGCUCGCUCCUCCUGGUGAUCAACAGAUCAUCAGCACUAACACAACAAAAGAAGCUACACAUCAAGAAGAGAACACAGACGCUACUGAUGAAUCCGAGAUGGCUGACUUUGGUGUACCUGGCAACAGAGCUGUUGAAGAAGGAGCUGCAGAAAUCGAAUACACGACCGUCAAAGCCGAAGUGAUCAACAACCUCGUUUUCGUUACUUCCGAAGCUGCUCCUUACUCCAAGACAGGAGGUCUAGGAGAUGUCUGUGGCUCUUUGCCGAUAGCUCUAGCUGGACGUGGGCACCGUGUCAUGGUCAUCUCUCCUCGCUACCUGAACGGAACCUCUGCUGACAAAAACUACUCCCGGGCUAAGGACUUGGGGGUCCGUGUCACCGUUCAUUGCUUUGGCGGCUCUCAAGAAGUUUCCUUCUAUCAUGAGUAUAGAGACGGUGUUGAUUGGGUUUUUAUUGAUCAUCAGUCUUACCAUAGACCUGGUAAUCCUUACGGAGAUAGUAAAGGAGCCUUUGGUGAUAAUCAGUUUCGGUUCACUUUACUAUGCCAUGCGGCGUGUGAGGCUCCUCUCGUGCUGCCUCUUGGAGGGUUCACUUAUGGAGAGAAGUCUCUCUUCCUUGUCAAUGACUGGCAUGCCGGACUUGUUCCCAUACUCUUGGCUGCAAAGUAUCGCCCAUACGGAGUUUAUAAAGAUGCAAGAAGCAUCCUGAUCAUCCAUAACCUCGCUCAUCAGGGAGUGGAGCCAGCAGCUAGUUACAGCAACUUGGGAUUGCCUUCUGAAUGGUAUGGAGCGGUGGGGUGGGUGUUUCCAACAUGGGCGAGAACACAUGCUCUAGACACCGGUGAAGCGGUUAAUGUUCUCAAGGGUGCUAUUGUAACCUCUGACCGUAUCAUUACCGUGAGCCAGGGAUAUGCAUGGGAAAUCACUACUGUUGAAGGUGGAUAUGGUCUUCAAGAUUUGCUUUCUAGUCGGAAGAGUGUUAUUAAUGGGAUCACUAAUGGAAUCAAUAUUGAUGAGUGGGAUCCGUCCAAGGAUGAACACAUUCCUUUCCAUUACUCUCUUGAUGAUUACUCCAACAAGGUCAAAUGCAAGAUGGCACUACAAAAGGAGCUGGGUCUCCCCAUCAGGCCUGAAUGUCCUAUGAUUGGGUUUAUAGGAAGACUUGAUUACCAGAAGGGCAUUGAUCUGAUCCAAACUGCUGGUCCUGAUCUCAUGGUGGAUGACAUUCAAUUCGUCAUGCUUGGUUCAGGUGACCCUAAAUGUGAAAGCUGGAUGAGAAGUAUGGAGGAAACAUACAGGGACAAGUUUCGUGGUUGGGUUGGGUUUAAUGUUCCCAUCUCUCAUCGCAUCACGGCCGGAUGUGACAUUCUUCUGAUGCCAUCAAGAUUCGAACCAUGUGGUUUAAAUCAGUUAUAUGCAAUGAGAUAUGGAACCAUUCCAGUCGUUCAUGCCACCGGAGGACUCAGAGAUACGGUUGAGAAUUUUAAUCCUUAUGCAGAAGGUGGAGCUGGUGCUGGUACAGGGUGGGUUUUCUCACCAUUGUCAAAAGAUAGCAUGGUGUCGGCAUUGAGGUUGUCUGCAGCAACGUACAGAGAGUAUAAAGAGUCAUGGGAAGGGUUGAUGAGAAGAGGAAUGAGCAGAAACUAUUCUUGGGAAAACGCUGCCGUUCAGUACGAGCAAGUGUUCCAGUGGGUGUUCAUGGACCGUCCCUACAUCAACUAGAUCCAACCAAUAAUAUCCGAACCAAACAAGAGUUGGACCGGAUCAGACCAGACCAAUCCCAAAAUCUAUGGUGAUCAUUUGCACAAUGAACCAUGUAUCUAUGUUAUAUAUAAAUUAUAAUCUAUGAUUAUUUUUUUGGGGAAGGUAUAGGAUUUUAGUUGUGAUGAGGCAAUACUUUGGUUCAUUUCUCUGUUUAUGGGAAUAAUGCUUUUCUUUGAGUUUGAUAUCUAUUGACUAUUUAAUUAAA
This is a messenger RNA of Brassica napus (rape), 2569 nucleotides long. Its product is annotated as starch synthase 1, chloroplastic/amyloplastic. The transcript has 14 exons. The record is from RefSeq and is a predicted model, not a curated record. Gene Ontology annotation, cellular component: chloroplast. NCBI's taxonomy places the organism in Eukaryota, Viridiplantae, Streptophyta, Magnoliopsida, Brassicales, Brassicaceae. Gene Ontology annotation, molecular function: alpha-1,4-glucan glucosyltransferase (UDP-glucose donor) activity. The coding region runs from base 367 to 2322 and encodes 651 amino acids.